UAGCCCCGCCCCCCGCCUGCCCUCCUUCCCUCCUCCCCUUUUCCCUUCUGUCUUCCAGCUCGCUCGAGGCCGCGGGUGCUGAGCUGGGGUUCAGUCUCACCGGAGGGGAGCCGAGAUGGAGCCGACGGCGGCGCAGCUGCUGCGCUUCGGAGGAUGUGGCCUGCUAAGAAGAAAAUUCCUGACAUGCCCAUCCUAUUGGAGAACUUCUCGUUUCUUAAAAUCUUCCCAAUCAGAAGCUUUAUAUAACAUACCAAAUAAUGGGGUAAUAUUUGCUCCACUUCAAACAUUUACAGAAGAGGAAAUGAUGAUUAAAAACAUGGUUAAAAAAUUUGCAGAGAAACAAAUUGCUCCUUUUGUGGCAGUAAUGGAUGAAAAUUCACAAAUGGAAAAAUCAGUAAUAGAAGGAUUAUUUCAACAAGGGUUGAUGGGUAUUGAAAUUGAAACAAAGUAUGGAGGGACAGGAGCUUCAUUUUUUUCCUCUAUCUUAGCAAUAGAGGAAUUAGCAAAGGUUGAUGCAUCUGUAUCUGUUUUAUGUGACAUCCAGAAUACAUUAAUCAACACCCUGAUUAGAAAAUGCGGGACAGAAGAACAAAAGGCAACCUACUUGACCAAGCUAGCUAAAGACACAAUAGGAAGUUUUUGCCUUUCUGAGGCUCAGGCUGGCAGUGAUGCAUUUGCUUUAAAGACUAAAGCUGAGAAGAAGGGAGACUAUUAUAUCAUCAAUGGCUCAAAAAUGUGGAUUAGCAAUGCAGAAUAUGCAGGAAUUUUUCUGGUCAUGGCAAAUGCUAAUCCUAAUGUGGGUUACAAAGGAAUUACAUGUUUCAUAAUAGAUCGUGAUACAGAGGGACUUCAAAUAGGGAAAAAAGAAAACAAAUUAGGAAUCAGAGCAUCUUCCACCAGUACAUUGAUAUUUAAUAAUGUUAAGGUACCAGUAACUAAUAUCCUAGGACAACUUGGCCAUGGGUACAAAUAUGCCAUUGGAAUGCUUAAUGAAGGAAGAAUAGGAAUUGCUGCACAAAUGUUAGGACUGGCACAAGGAUGUUUUGACCACACUAUUCCAUAUCUUAAAGAAAGAAUGCAAUUUGGUAAAAGGAUAUUGUCUUUUCAGGGAAUUCAACAUCAAAUAGCUCAAGUGGCCACGCAGCUUGAGGCUGCAAGAUUGCUGACAUACAAUGCUGCCAGGCUUUCAGAAACUGGAAGACCAUUUAUAAAAGAAGCAUCUAUGGCAAAAUAUUUUGCAUCAGAGGUUGCUGGACUGACAACUAGUAAAUGCAUAGAAUGGAUGGGUGGAGUAGGGUAUACCAAAGAUUUUCCAAUGGAAAAAUACUUCAGAGAUGCAAAGAUUGGUACAAUAUAUGAAGGAACAUCAAAUAUCCAGUUAAAUACCAUAGCAAAAUUUUUAGAUCAAGAAUACUGAAAGUCACAAGAAUAAGAAGACUGUUACUGAAGCCACAUAUGUAAAACAUAAAUCGAGUGCCUUAUAUGGGAAACAGUGGAAUAUUUUCAAGCUGGAAUAAUCUUUUGCACUGCUUAUAUUCUUUUGGAAUAUAUUAGAUCUCUGCUCUUGCUUGUCACCAGUGAUUUAAAACAGGCAGCUUUGCUUCAUGAUGUACAAAGGUUCCUUUUCCCAACAUUUGACAAAAGUAA
This is a messenger RNA of Sarcophilus harrisii (Tasmanian devil), 1647 nucleotides long. RefSeq names its product acyl-CoA dehydrogenase short/branched chain (gene ACADSB). Lineage: Eukaryota; Metazoa; Chordata; Mammalia; Dasyuromorphia; Dasyuridae. The transcript is spliced from 11 exons. Bases 116 to 1417 code for a protein of 433 amino acids. Gene Ontology annotation, cellular component: mitochondrion. The record is from RefSeq and is a predicted model, not a curated record. Gene Ontology annotation, molecular function: flavin adenine dinucleotide binding; acyl-CoA dehydrogenase activity.